This is a messenger RNA of Trifolium pratense (red clover), 1048 nucleotides long. RefSeq names its product cytokinin riboside 5'-monophosphate phosphoribohydrolase LOG7-like. The record is from RefSeq and is a predicted model, not a curated record. Gene Ontology annotation, biological process: cytokinin biosynthetic process. NCBI's taxonomy places the organism in Eukaryota, Viridiplantae, Streptophyta, Magnoliopsida, Fabales, Fabaceae. The transcript has 7 exons. The coding region runs from base 95 to 736 and encodes 213 amino acids. Gene Ontology annotation, molecular function: hydrolase activity, hydrolyzing N-glycosyl compounds. Gene Ontology annotation, cellular component: cytosol; nucleus.
ACACACAAACACCUUUUGCAAUAAAACAAACAGUCUCAACACUCUUUCAAUCUAUUCCAUCUCUCUCAUUUUCAAUCUCUUUCUCUUGAAGAUCAUGGAAGAAACCAAAUCAAAGUUCAAGAGGAUUUGUGUUUACUGUGGUAGCAGUUCAGGAAAUAAACCUACUUACCAAGAAGCUGCUGUUGAACUAGGAAAAGAGCUGGUUGAGAGAAGGAUUGAUUUGGUGUAUGGAGGUGGUAGCGUAGGUCUGAUGGGUCUUGUUUCUCAGGCAGUUCAUGAUGGUGGGCGCCAUGUUCUUGGUGUUAUCCCAAGAAGUCUCAUGCCAAGAGAGAUAACUGGUGACCCUAUUGGGGAAGUAAGAGCUGUAUCUGAUAUGCACCAAAGGAAAGCUGAGAUGGCUAGGCAAGCUGAUGCCUUCAUUGCCCUUCCUGGUGGAUAUGGAACCCUUGAAGAAUUGCUGGAAAUUAUUACAUGGGCUCAACUUGGAAUCCACAGCAAACCGGUGGGCCUAUUGAAUGUGGAUGGAUUUUACAAUUCAUUGUUGUCUUUCAUUGACAAGGCCGUUGAUGAAGGCUUUAUUUCACCAAAGGCACGUCGCAUUAUCGUGUCAGCAUCCACAGCCAAAGAAUUGGUUAGGGAAUUAGAGGAACAUGUACAUGAACAAGAUGAAGUUGUAUCCAAGUUGGUGUGGGAAGAAAGACUAAAUUACGUGCCCGAAUCAGAAGUUGCCAUGUGACUAUGAUCUAUUUAUAUAUAUAUAUAACACUACUAGUGGGCAUGCAUGAAUUAAUUGAUGGAAAAUUAGUUUUUUUGGGUCCUUGUCUUUUUUUUGGGGUCUAUUUUGAAUGUAUUUUGGGUACAUAAAAUAGUCAUAUAUAUGGGCAUAGGAAUCGUAGAUAGUUGAUACACUAUCUUUUUGUUUUUCAAAUUAAUGUUGAUGCCCCUAGUAUACACUAAAUUAGGGUAGUUGCAAAUUAUCAAGAAGAAAAAUUCAAUCACCAAGUUAUGUUAUAUUAUUGCUUUUGCAAUUAAAUGUGAAUUAUUCCUC